UAUCGGAUUUGCUCACGCCAAGAUCCGGUUCGUAUCCGGAAAGUGCAGGGGUAAAAUGGACCGGCAGUGAUGAAACCCUAGUCCUAAAACCUUUGCAAUCGAUUCGUCCGUUGGAUUCCGAUUUAACUAUUACCGGCGGAUAGGACUCGGUGAAAUGUACGGAUCGGCGAAUGUCCCCGACGACUCUGAGCGAACAGCGUUCAGAAAAGCCGAGAAGAAGUACAAGCUAUACUACGACGACAGUUCCAAAUCCUCCAAAAAGAGAAGACAACCAAAACAAGUGGAUUUAUCGGAGGUCCUCGAUUUCAAGUCCAUUCUAGAAUCUUACCGUCAGAACGGUGACCUUCCUCCAGGAAUCGUCGCUCUUCAUAGCGAUUUCGAUCGUCCCCUGUUCUGCUUGGAAAGUCGCCCUGGGUUUUACUUCAUUCCUGAAGUGUUGAGUAUAGAAGAACAGUGCCAAUGGAUAAGGGAGAGCUUAACCACUUUCCCUCAGCCUCCAAACAGAACAAAUCACGAUGCGUUUUAUGGGCCGGUAAAUGACUUGUUUGUUGCUGCAAAAGAAAAGAAAGUCUUGGUUGAAGAAGCGAGUGUUCCCACUAGUUUGGAGUCCAAAUGUAAUCCUUCCAUCAGCAAUGGGGAUGUCCAUAGAUGGAAGUUUUGUGAAAAACAUGAAGAGUCUUCAAGGGGGAACGCGUGCAAAUCAAUUUUGGCCUCUGUUCUUUUGCAGAAGUUGCGUUGGAGCACCCUUGGCUUGCAAUUUGACUGGUCCAAGCGGAACUACAACGUCUCUCUGCCACAUAACAAGAUCCCUGAUGCCCUCUGUCACCUGGCUAAAAGAAUGGCUGCACCUGCAAUGCCUAAGGGGGAAGAAUUCCAUCCAGAAGCAGCAAUAGUCAACUACUUUGGGAUGGCUGAUACACUUGGGGGCCACCUUGAUGACAUGGAAGCUGACUGGAGUAAACCUAUCAUAAGCUUGAGUUUGGGCUGCAAAGCUAUUUUCCUUUUGGGAGGAAAGUCUAGAGAGGAUCCUCCGUUAGCAAUGUUCCUUCGGAGUGGUGAUAUUGUUCUUAUGGCUGGAGAGGCAAGGGAAUGCUUUCAUGGCGUGCCCAGAAUCUUCACAGACAAAGAACAUGCUGAAAUCAACCCGUUUGAGUCGCAAUUUUCAGUUGAAGAUGAUAUUUGUUUCUUAGAAUAUAUCAGAACUUCAAGAAUCAACAUAAAUAUCAGACAAGUCUUUUGAGUUUGUUAUUGUUUCUCCACCAAAUUUUGUUCUUAAAAUAUAGAAUUUUUAGAGUGACAACUGACGCUUGAGGCGAAGGUGUAGACAAGUUGUGUGCAAGACGAUCUGUUCAUGAACUCGAUUUUGGACCGAAAUGUUUCAAACUGUGGGCACCAGAAGAAAAAAUAAAUAAAAAGAACGGAGAGAAGCGGUUAGAAAGCAAAAUAGCGGCCAGGAAUCAGACUCAGUUCAUGCAAUUAGAUGUGAGAAUUUUAUGUGCCCUUUUUGGGGUUUUGAUGAUCAUAUUGAUCAGACCACACUUUAAUAAUUACAUAGCAUUAUUCU
Molecule: messenger RNA, 1564 nt
Organism: Alnus glutinosa
Lineage: Eukaryota; Viridiplantae; Streptophyta; Magnoliopsida; Fagales; Betulaceae
Product: alpha-ketoglutarate-dependent dioxygenase alkB
Exons: 7
Coding region: 155-1240 (361 amino acids)
Biological process (GO): oxidative RNA demethylation
Cellular component (GO): nucleus; cytoplasm
Molecular function (GO): oxidative RNA demethylase activity; ferrous iron binding; broad specificity oxidative DNA demethylase activity
Source: RefSeq, a predicted model, not a curated record